This is a messenger RNA of Arabidopsis thaliana (thale cress), 2385 nucleotides long. RefSeq names its product serine/threonine protein kinase 2 (gene S6K2). Gene Ontology annotation, biological process: response to salt stress; positive regulation of translation; response to cold. The transcript has 6 exons. Gene Ontology annotation, cellular component: nucleus. Lineage: Eukaryota; Viridiplantae; Streptophyta; Magnoliopsida; Brassicales; Brassicaceae. Bases 717 to 2132 code for a protein of 471 amino acids. Gene Ontology annotation, molecular function: kinase activity; ATP binding; protein serine/threonine kinase activity. The record is from RefSeq and is marked reviewed.
CCAUGAUCCACGAUGCUUCGGAAGACAUAAAAAAUGUAGCCACGCGCCUUCUUAAAACCUUUUCCUUUUUUGGUUUGGCACAUUACCCUCUUUCCUGUUAAAGUUGUCUCGUCUCCUUCUCGUCUCCUUCCUCAAGCAUAUUCUCUGGUAAUUCCUCUCUCUCUGUCUCUCUUUGACUUUUCUCUCGCAGAGUUUAGAUUCUUUUUUUUUCUGGAUAUAAAUUAUUUACACGACACGAAACCUUCUAGGUCCAGGUCAUAGUUUUACUCUAUAUCUGGAUUUGUUUGAAAAUUGCUUGUGUUAUGCGCCAGCUUUUUCCCUAAUAUAUAGACUAGGUCUUAAUUACAGAUAUUAGAGUUCGUUUCCUCGAGGGUUUCUUUCGACCUCGUGUCCUGGUGAAAUUUUGGAAUUCUAAGGCUUUGGGGUUUUAUUUGGGAGGGGAUGAUCAUCUAAAGGAUAUUCGGUCGGUGUCGUGUUUUCUUAAUCUCAAUUCUGUUGACUUUAGCUUUGCGCUUAAAGUACUUUGAUGGCAUUGGGACACUUGUGCAGCAUCCACUGUUUCCUUAAAAUAGGGAAACAAGAAGAGCUUCUUGUCCUAGAUAUUGGUUUGCCUAUUCCCAGUUUCUUCCUCAUUAACUUUAUUGGUAGCAGAGCCUCAUCCAUCUGGUGAACUUGUGAAGCUUCCUCUGUGAUUCUUUUGGCGAUUGGUUAGAAAUAUGGUUUCUUCUCAGUGUUCUGUUGCAAACAAAAACCAGACUGGGAAGCCGUUUCAGAAACAUCUAUCUUUAUCCAUCAGCCCUCCAAAAUCUGUCUUGGGUGAUAACCUUGAGCUUCAAUUCUCUGAUGUCUUUGGACCAAUGCCUGAAGCUAACUCUGAAGAGGCCUGUGAUGUUGCUUACGACGAGCCUGCUGUUGUCUACAGUCGAUCCCACUCAUUGGUUGGCCCGUCUUUGGUUGUUAGCCAUUCUUUGAAGAUGAACAAGCUCACUUUACGAGAAACUGAGGACUCAGUUGACUUGGUGGAGUGUGUUGAAGGUGAAUCGAUAAAAGAGAACGAUGAAUUCUCUGGUAAUGAUGACACUGACAGUGAGAAAUCUCCAGAGGAGGUCUCAGGUGUAGUAGGCAUUGAGGACUUUGAGGUAUUGAAGGUUGUGGGACAAGGUGCAUUUGGAAAAGUGUACCAGGUGAGGAAAAAAGACACGUCUGAGAUAUACGCGAUGAAGGUCAUGAGAAAAGAUAAAAUUGUUGAGAAGAAUCAUGCUGAAUACAUGAAAGCCGAGCGCGAUAUUCUAACCAAAAUCGAUCAUCCUUUCAUUGUGCAACUUAAAUACUCUUUUCAGACCAAAUACAGAUUGUAUCUUGUUCUUGACUUUAUAAACGGAGGUCAUCUUUUCUUCCAGCUCUAUCACCAAGGGCUUUUCAGGGAGGACUUGGCUCGUGUGUACACUGCAGAAAUCGUCUCUGCAGUUUCCCAUCUCCAUGAGAAAGGCAUAAUGCAUAGAGAUCUUAAACCUGAAAACAUACUCAUGGACGUAGAUGGCCAUGUGAUGUUAACUGAUUUUGGUUUAGCAAAAGAAUUUGAAGAAAACACAAGAUCAAACUCCAUGUGUGGGACUACGGAGUAUAUGGCCCCUGAGAUUGUUCGUGGAAAAGGACAUGAUAAGGCUGCCGACUGGUGGAGUGUAGGAAUCCUUCUGUAUGAGAUGCUCACUGGAAAGCCGCCGUUUCUCGGGAGCAAAGGAAAGAUACAGCAGAAAAUCGUUAAGGACAAGAUCAAGCUUCCACAGUUUCUGUCUAAUGAAGCUCAUGCCUUGCUGAAAGGGCUGCUGCAAAAAGAGCCAGAAAGGAGACUGGGAAGUGGACCGAGCGGAGCAGAGGAGAUAAAAAAACACAAAUGGUUCAAGGCGAUAAACUGGAAGAAGCUGGAGGCUAGAGAAGUACAACCAAGUUUCAAGCCGGCGGUUUCGGGAAGACAAUGCAUAGCUAAUUUUGACAAGUGUUGGACUGACAUGUCUGUUUUGGAUUCUCCAGCAAGUAGUCCCAACUCUGAUGCUAAGGCGAACCCUUUUACAAACUUCACAUACGUCAGGCCUCCUCAUUCAUUCCUUCAUCGGACCACAUCCAACUUGUAGAUGAACUAUAAUAUGUUACCCCCGCUUCUGUUUUUGUAAUCCGAAACAUAUGAACAUGCACAAAAUCAACGGUUGUUUGAAGAAACCUAUUUCUCGAUUUAAUAUAUUAUACUAGAUAAGACAUUCCUAUUUAGGUGCGUGUAAGAUACAAAAAUAAUUUUUUAUCAACUUUUAUUCUAUAUUUAAUUUAAUAUUUUUUUAAAAAGAAAAAGAAUUUCUAUUUUACAUAUUUAAUUUUGUAAUACAGUUUAAC